Messenger RNA from Symbiodinium sp. CCMP2592, 801 nucleotides. The record is from the annotation of a GenBank genome assembly. Lineage: Eukaryota; Dinophyceae; Suessiales; Symbiodiniaceae.
AUGCCGGCGUUUGGAGUUCCUGGCUAUGCGUUGCUGCUCUUGGCUGCGGCAAACGGUCAGAACGACUCCAAUGGCAGCGACUUCGAAAACGCAGAGUUCAACUACACUAACCGAUCGGCAGUGGAGCUUUCCUCCUGUCCACCGCGGUCCACAGAGAGUGACGAUUCUCUGGCAGCUACCGGGCUGACCGGCCCGGAGCUUUGGGGCAGCGGCCUCGAUCCCGGCGCCAGCUCCUUCGAGGAUCGCUCCGCCGCGCAUGCUGAGUGGCGCACGUUCGUGGCUCCGGAGCGCCAGAGAUUCUCGCGGCUUGGGGAGUCCGGGCCGCCGACCUUCGCCGGAAGGCGCCUGGCUGUAUCUCUGGCGAGGGGCUUGGGCUGCAACGUCUGCCAGCAGUUGCUCAAAGUUCUCUGGGAUCAUCUCCACCGGCCCUCGGCGACCAACAUGGGAGAGUUCCUGGACAGGGGCUGUACUGCCCUGGUCAAGGACCACCUCCUGAAGGAGGGUUGGGCACCGAACAGCGGAGAGCGUUGCGCUGGCGCCGGGACCCUUGCAGCAGACGGAGAACCCUGGUGUCUCAUCCAGGAUCCUCUUUCUUCCAUCGUGGAACAUCCGCACCUGGCAGAAAACUACGAUCCGGGUGCAGACUCGCUGAUCCUGGCCUGCGAGCACACCAUCACCAAGAACAGAGGUCGGGUCAUCACCUACCUCACCAGUUUCCGGGACGGGGCACCCGCUCGUGUUCGGAACGAGUAUCUGAUGCGGUCGGCCUGUGUUGAAGCAGCCUGCUGCACAUCCUUCUAG